Fonticula alba is the source of this 2136-nucleotide messenger RNA. RefSeq lists its product as hypothetical. NCBI's taxonomy places the organism in Eukaryota, Rotosphaerida, Fonticulaceae. Bases 1 to 2136 code for a protein of 711 amino acids. Gene Ontology annotation, biological process: endocytic recycling. The record is from RefSeq and is a predicted model, not a curated record. The transcript is spliced from 4 exons. Gene Ontology annotation, cellular component: endosome.
AUGCUGCAGACCCGGCGCGACCUGACCCAGCAGGAGUACACCAAGCACAUUGACUUCCUGCACCAGCAGCUGGUGUCCUCCUGGGCGGCGGACCAGCGAGUCACCUCGCUGAAGAUCGCCAUCCAAAAUGCCAAGACCAUGACCAACACCGAGGUCCUGCAGUUCUACCCCUCGAAGUUUGUCCUGUCUACCGAGAUCCUGGACACCUUCGGCAAGCUGGUGUACGAGCGCAUCCUGGAGCGCAGUGGCCGGCCCUCGGUCGAUGCGCCCCCCUCCUCCGACCCGCAGGCCUUCGAGCGGAAUGAGUCGGCCAAGGAGAUGUGCAAGAAUUGGUUCUACAAGAUUGCCUCCAUCCGAGAGCUCAUUCCUCGCAUGUACAUUGAGAUGGCCCUGCUGGCAUGCUAUCGGUUCCUGUCGCUCACCGAGUACGACACGGCCCUCGAGCGCCUGGCCAAGAUGUGUCGCGGCAUCGGCGACCCGCUGAUCGCCGCCUACUGCCGGGCCUACAUCUGUCGCAAGGGCAUGGAGGUGUCGCCGAAGCUGCGCAAGCACCUGUACAUCGUCUUCGAGGACUUCUGCACCUCCUUCUCCCAGCUGACGCCGGACCGCCUGCAGCACAUCCUGCGCGAAUGUGAGCUUUCCUUCUCCGAGUACCUGGCCCUCUUUGUGCCGGCCCUCGAGUGGAUUCUCCAGUGCCUGUCUCACCGGUCUUCCGACGACACUCUCAACACCAUCCUCCACUGGUAUGAGCGCUGCAACAAUUCCCUGGUCCUGGAUGCGGUCAUGACCUCCUUCGAUCCGAAGUAUGUGUCGGACAAUGCGCUGCGCUUCGCCGAUCUCAUCAAGAAAGCCGACGGGCUUGGGUGCCCGCAGCAUCAACUCUACAUGUCCUUCGGCCUGAGUCUCGUCCUGUCGUACCCCGACAAGGCAGUUCUCCGGCGGAUUUUGCGCGACCACUGGAAGGUCAUUGUGCAGCUGGAGAACCCGGAUGACUUCCUCCGUUGCGCCGAUGUAUACAUCGAGAUCCCGGCCAAGCACUUUACCGCGGCCGAUGUGGACCAUCUGCUCGGGGACAUUGUCCGUCGUGUUGGCGAGUUGCCCACUUCGACGGUGUCCACUGGCGCCGGCAGCCCCGGGGCCAUUGCCGCGGCGGCGGCCGCCGCCGCCCCGAUCGUAUCUGGAGCUGCCUCCCCCACUGCCGGAGCCGCCGCCCCGAUCAGCACUCUGACCCUGGAGCAGGCCCUGCCCCGGCUACAGUCGAUCCUGGACAAGAUCCUGACGCAUCUCCGGAACUUCUCGGAUCUCUUCGAGAUGCGGCACUUCCUGCCGAUGGUGGAUCUUUUCCAGACGGACCUGGUCAUUCGCAAUGAGGUCUGCAAGAGCAUCCUCACGCGCUUUGCCUACCCGGGCUCCACGUCGCUCUUCGUGUCGGCCGUCGAUCGGUCCGAGGUCCUGGCCGAGGCGACCCAGCUCCUGACCGACCUGCCGCGCGUCAAUACCAUGAUGUACUUCGCCAAGUCCCUGCACGAUUCGGUCAACAUCAUGACCGUCGACGAUGAGCGCCGGCAGAUCACCGAGCUGAUCCUGGCCUUCGUUCGCCGUUGGCUGGUCAGCUACAUCGCCAAUGUGGCGUCCUUCCUGAUCGGUCUCCCCGGCAGCCCGGACCAGGGUCCCUUCUUCAUCCUCCGGCAGUUCCUUGAGGCGCUGGAGUCCUACCCCUGGAACAACACCUCCGACGGCAAGGCCUGGUGCUUCCUCUCCAUCAUGAAGGCCCUUUCGCACCUGCGCACCAACCGGUCCCGCUUCAACUACCUUGGUGUCAUCCCCAACAGCGUCCUCUAUGACAGCGAUGACCGGUACGAGGCCGAGGUGGAUAGUCUGCUGGACAUCAUCGCCGAGCAGGUGACCGCGCACUUGGCCGACUUGAAGCGCGAGGAUAGCUCCCAUGCGGCUGCCCGUCGGGCCACUCUUUCCCUGCACCUGUCGCACAUCCUCAACGAUUACUUCUCCUGCACCGAAGCCACCGGCGCCAUGGCCCUGUUGCAGAGCGCUCGGGCCAACCUUCGCGAGACCAGCUCUCAUCUGCCGACCAGUCUGCAUGCCCUUUUCCGCUCGGAUCCGUCGGUGGUUUCCUGA